Messenger RNA from Cetraspora pellucida, 194 nucleotides. Lineage: Eukaryota; Fungi; Glomeromycota; Glomeromycetes; Diversisporales; Gigasporaceae. The record is from the annotation of a GenBank genome assembly.
UUAACCAAUUAAAACCUCAGUUUGAAGUUGAUGUUGGAGAUGAAACACUUCAAGAAGUUCAUGAUACAAUUUCAAAUUAUUCAUCAGUAUUAUCUUUAUAUAAUGGCAAUGUUAGUGAAUAUGAAAAGUCUGAAGAAUAUAAAUAUUUAGUUAAUAGAGAAACUUUACGACAAUAUAGAGAAUAUGAAUGUUAA